AUGCCGUGCCAGGACAUCAAUGUCUGGGGCUCUGGCGUGCUAUUUGAAUUGAACAAGUGUCAGCGUCGAGGGGAAACAGCGUCGAAGCUGUCGUUCGUGCCCCUCCGCACUACUCAGCCCUCUGCUCUGUUGCUGUUGUACAGCAUUUGCAUGUCCUGCCAGUGCGGAGUACGAAGCGACGCUCUCAAAACUCAAAAUAUUAACACUUUAACGCCAAGUUUUUUAUCCGGCUGCCGGAAACAGACAACACAACACAGACACACAAAUACUGAGCCCCUUGGUGGCGGCGGCGGUGGCGGCGGCGGCGGCGGCGUCGGCCAAACGCCAUGUUGGAUUAUUCAGCUCGACGCCAUUUCGCGUCACAAUGCGCGCUAUGGGCUGCCAUCAUUGCACUCGACAGCAAACGGCACAAGGCAGCAGCAACAGCUUGACUAUGACUAGAGCUGUGUGGCUGCAACGUUAGUGGCCCACCCGGCGGAUGAAGUUGCAAUUCAAAGUCAUAAACACGUGGAGCGUGGGCGCAAAGUCUCAGCUAAGCCGCGAAGCAGGCGCUGCCAGUGA
This is a messenger RNA of Drosophila guanche, 561 nucleotides long. RefSeq lists its product as uncharacterized. The record is from RefSeq and is a predicted model, not a curated record. Lineage: Eukaryota; Metazoa; Arthropoda; Insecta; Diptera; Drosophilidae.